AUGGGUACUUUUUUAUAAAUAAUAAUUUCCUAGAUGUAGCCAAAUACAAUUCAGAAAAUUAUGAUCAUUUUAAAGGAACACAAUUAGAUGCAAAUACAGAUUAUGAAUCAAUUACAAGAACUUUUUUGAGAUUAAUUUUGUUUUUAAAUUAUGUAGCAGUACUAUUAGAAAUAUUCAUCAAUAAAUUAAAUGUUAAUUUAGAUUAUAUUUGUGCUAAAGCUUACAUUUUAUUGCAUUAGUUUCUCAUCAUCCAUUUUAAGUUAGAUUUGUAGCUUAAGCUGGGAUGUUGA
Paramecium sonneborni is the source of this 290-nucleotide messenger RNA. The record is from the annotation of a GenBank genome assembly. NCBI's taxonomy places the organism in Eukaryota, Ciliophora, Oligohymenophorea, Peniculida, Parameciidae.